UUGAGAUAUGUUUUUCACUCAGAGAUGAACAAGAUCAGAGUUUUUCUUCUCAUACAUCCAUCAACUUUCACGGUGAUCUGUAAGGCUAAGGGUAAGGGAAGGGAUCUUAUCAUAAGAGCUAGAUUCUGGACAAGAACUGCUUGCUAGAUAAUAUUUUGAUAUCUUCCUUCCUUCAUUUGAUCCUUACAGUAUACCUUGCUUGAUGCUUCGGAUAGGAUACAUUCAUUGAUAUACUUCGGAUCGAGCCAACCCCUUCUCUCACAGCAGUUAAUCUAUACUCUUACUUCACUCCACUUCACUUCACUUCACUCAUUUUGAUGCACAAAAGCCUGAAUAUUUCCAUAGGGUAAAGCUAUCCAGAGAGUAGCAAAAAUCUCCCAAGAAACAGGGUAGGGUUUUCUACUAACAAGAAGAUAUUCCAUUUAUUUAUUUUCAUGAAUUUAGGUGACAGACUCUUCAACAACUUGCAACAAAAACGAGCUCAAACACAUAACUGUCAUCAACCACGCUCCUAAGCUUCUAUCUGAACACUUCCAAAAUGGCCUCGUCAAGAUCCUUUUCAAGGUCUGAUUCUUGCGUUGAUAUCGACUUUACACUGCGCCGUACAUUCAAAAAGUCUUCAUUCAGGUAGUCCACCCUAGCAACCAUUCCCACAAUAUGAGCUGACCUUCUUCUAGACCUUUGCAACGAGAGGUUAUAGUUGCCGCAUUAAAUGGGCAUGAUGUUUUCAUUCAAGCUGCCACUUCAUUUGGAAAAAGUUUAUGUUUCCAAUUGCCUGCAGUGAUUGAUCAAGGAAGUAAGUCUUAACGAUUAUUUCGAAACGCUUACAGUGUCUAUGCUGACAACUUAAAAGUCACCAUUGUUAUUUCGCCGCUACUUUCAUUAAUGGUGAGACUUAGCCAGACAUGGAAUAUCUUAUACUUACUUUGAGAUAGACUGACCAAGUAAAUGCCUUGCAAUCUGCAGGAAUUGCAGCAGGUACCAUCAAUGGCAAUACAGCUUGGACCGAACGACAACGUCUCCUUGCAGACCUUGAAUCCGGCCACCCGCUCACAAGACUUCUGUAUGUGACUCCUGAACAAUGCUCUGCGGAGGGCUUUCGCAAACAUCUCCGAACUGUGCAUGAACAACGAGAGCUUGCUCGGAUUGCCGUUGAUGAAGCACACUGUAUCAGCGAAUGGGGCCAUGACUUCAGAAAAUCCUUUAAGAAUCUUUCUUGGUUUCGAGAAUCUUUUCCGGACGUACCAAUCAUAUGUUUAACAGCAACCGCUACGGAUCAGGUGCGUCAAGAUGUUUUAAGCACUAUGGGUCUGUCGGAAUCAAAUCUGAAGGUAUUCAGAAUGACAACAAAUCGCGAGAACCUCCAUUAUGAAGUGAGAUUCAAAUCAGAUGAAUUAGAUCAUUUCAAUGAUUUUUUACAUUGGCUCAAGGGAGUUCAUAGGAAUCGAACGGAGAAUCCAGAACGUCGGGCCGAACUGGAACAAAAGCACGAACGUCUGGAUAAUGUAUCAGGCAUCAUUUACACUCUUUUUAGGCAAGAUUGCGAGAGUCUUGCAUCUAGGUUGAAACAUAGUGGAAUAGGGGCCAGAGCUUACCAUGCCGGACUUACUCACGAAGAAAAGACCGAAACUUUGAAUCGAUGGAUCAAUAAUGAUAAGGGCUAUGACGUGAUAGUUGCGACAACAGCCUUUGGUAUGGGAAUAGAUAAGGAAAACGUACGUUUCGUCGUUCAUUGGCAAAUCCCAAAGUCUUUCGAAGGCUUUUAUCAAGAAGCUGGCCGAGCUGGAAGGGAUGGAAAAGCCAGCAUACAUAUCAUGUAUUACAGUCGUGAGGAUCGUGACCGAGCAUACAACAGAGUAUCUCGUGAUGCCAAAGAAAGAGUCAAUGUGGCAGCCAGGAUAAAGAGCUUGACGGCCUUGGUUUCCUAUUGCGAGGAAACUGAUAUGUGCCGACACGAGCUAAUCUGCAAGUACUUUGGUGAGAAUGGGGCGCCUGCCUGUGAUUAUGCUUGCGAUUGGCAUAAAGAUGUGAAAGGAUUGAAAAGAGCAAAGCUCAACAAUUUGAUGAGUGAAGAGUAUGUAAGCACACAAAGAGAACAGGGUCUUUUUAAUAAUGGAUACGAUGAAUAUGAUUGAUCUCACUAUCUUUGUCUUACCAUCCUGUUAUUAUCAGAGUCAAUAAGUACUUAUAUUUACACAUGCAUGUUUGGAAGGCAUUCAGUCGUUUGGCUUUCGAAGCUUUCAGUAUCAAUAAAGCAUUGCACAACAAGGUUCAUCUCUGCAUAUCAUACCUCUGGAAAUCGCAAACGAAGGCCUAUAUUCUUUCACUACGCUUUGGGGAUAUGCCAAAUCGCUUGCUUUUGCAACGGGAACAAACAAUCAUUGUCAACACUGGAAAGUUAUAUAUACCAGCUUUUCCACCACAAGAAUUGCCAUUCAAUCAAUAAGACUAUCAAAUUCUUACUUACGAACAUAUUCUCAAACUAUCAAUUCUCAAUUCCCAAAAUCCAAAAUCUAAACAUUCCACCGCUUC
This is a messenger RNA of Sclerotinia trifoliorum, 2532 nucleotides long. The record is from the annotation of a GenBank genome assembly. NCBI's taxonomy places the organism in Eukaryota, Fungi, Ascomycota, Leotiomycetes, Helotiales, Sclerotiniaceae.